ACCUUCUUCUCUUCGUGUGCCGGUCGAGUACUGUGGUCUCCAUUUUCAUUUACCUCAAACGAGAGAACGUGGGGAUUUAGCUCAAUUGGUACGUUGAAGGACGCUUUGGCGAGGCGUGGAAACGGUGAUACCAUGGACAAUCAUCUGUGAAAUGCCUGUAAAGUCUCCAUCAUGGAAGAUACACUUCAGGAACUAGAAUUCCUUGACUUCAGUGACCUACCAGAAAAUGAGGUUCAAAAUUUGAAAAGCUUUAUUAUUGGGCCGAUUCAACAAGAUGAGCAGAAAGAUGAUCUUUCAUCAGCCUCUGAACAGCACCCAUUUGAAGGAUGUGUGGGGUCUGGGAAUAUGGUUUCUUACAACCCUGGUAUGGAGUCGGCUGAACAUGUUCCAGUAGUUUUUUCAGCGCCAAACCCAGUCCACUCUAUGUACCAGCAGAAUGUUUGCAUCACCUCCAUACCCCCUUAUCAACCAAUAAUGAGUUAUCCCAUGCAAAUGUUGCCAGGUCAUCUUGUUGGUUCUACCCCAAACUACUAUGUUGGUAACAUUCACAAUCCUCCUGUUCCUCAUCCAGCGUCCUUUAGUCCGCCCCAUCGGCUUUUGAAUCCUCAGCUUCUGACGUACCCGAAAAGGAAAAAUGUUCGCGUGAAAUAUUCACCACGGAAAGAUGUUACAAAUGGACAUGUUGGUGAUGUCUAUUCUAAUAUGGUCUACCAACCGCCCGUAUCAUACAUGGGACCGUGUUUCACGGGCGAUGUUGUACAGGCUGUUACCGGGGUGCCGAUUGUCAUGCAUCAGUCCGUGCCGUCAUACGUACCACCUCACGGCGUCCAAGUCACAGCAGCUAAUUCUCCUCAGCCAUAUGCAGUGGUAAACUUUCCUCCAUCGGAAACUACCCUUUCGUUGGAUUUCUUCGUUCCGGCUGUUAACGAAGCAAAAGAAGAGGUUCUUGGCGUUAAUCCUACCCCAGUUCUUUCACCACCAGCGCCUGUUCCCCAGGUGGAGGCAGUCGAAGAAGUGAAAGUUUUAACGCCACCAGAGAUACCUGCAUCUCCAGUUGAAGCGAUUUCUCUUGCAGAAGAUAAACCGCUAAAUGCUGAUCCUUCCGAAGCUAAAUCGUGGGCUAGCUUGUUCAAGAAGGAUGCCCCAGUUCCUGUGAGCUCCGGGGAAAAGCCAACUGCACGAGUUGGGCCGUUCACGCCGUCUGGCGUAGUGACGCCGGAAGUGGCUAACGUUGUUUCUCGGCCAACGGUUGAUGUAAGAACUCGUCGCACUGCAGAGCAUCUAGCCAGCUACGAAUUGGUAAUGGCACCCGUGGCACUGCUCCCGAGAGGUCUCAUCAAUAAGAGCAAUUGGUGUUACAUAAAUGCAACCUUGCAAGCCCUUAUUGCCUGUGCGCCUUUCGUUCAUUUGGUGAAGUCGUUAGAGCGCUUCAGCGGAGGUAAACACGAAGAGUCCACUACACCAAUAAUGGAUAGCGUGAUCGACUUCGUUGAUCAGUUUGAAGUUAUUCCUGUCCGCACUGGCAAAGAACGGGCAUCUUCCAAAAAAGAGGAGCCACGGUUUGGGACAAGCUUUGAGCCUUGUUCUGUAUAUAAAAUGCUAUCAAAAAUCCGGAGUGAAACGUUUAAAGUGGAAGGUCGCCAGGAAGAUGCCGAAGAAUUUUUGAGCUGUCUCCUUAAUGGCUUGCACGAUGAGAUGAUUGAUGUUGUGAAAGCCUCCAGUCUUGCUGGAGGUAAACCUCCUGUUCAGGCUGGAGUGAAACAAGACGCAUUGGACGGGGAAGAUUGGCAGAUUAUUGGCCCAAAAAACCGAGGAUGUGUGACGCACACGACCACAUACAGCAAGACACCUAUAUCGAACUUGUUUCUUGGUCAGAUGCGCUCGGCACUUUAUUACGCAGGAGCACAGUCCACAGCAACUCUCCAACCAUUCUUCAGUUUGCAAUUAGACAUUCAGAAUGAAAAAGUUAAUUCUGUCCGGGACGCUUUAGCUUGUCUGGUAAGCAAAGAGCCAUUGACCGGUUAUGUCUGUCCAAAGACUGGGCAGGAGGUUGAAGCUUCACGACAAACAACUCUAGAGGAAUUACCCCCCAUCUUGAUCUUACACUUGAAAUGUUUUGUGUAUGACAAGUCGGGUGGUUGUCAAAAGUUAUUGAAACGUGUAGAUUUCUCAUCUGAUUUGGAGUUAAGCAAAGAUUUUUUGUCACCGAACCAGAAAAGUAAACUCAAGGAACGUCAACGACAGUAUAAACUUUUUGCAGUUGUGUACCACGAUGGGAAAGAAGCGACCAAAGGGCAUUAUGUUACAGAAGUGCAUCACAGUGGAACUGGGAGUUGGCUCCGUUUUGACGAUAGCAUCGUUCGUGUUGUGGAGACUCAGCCUUUCAAAUAUAAUUUACCGAGAAUGCCCUACUUGUUACUCUACCGGAAAGUGAACAUGUAAUUUUUUUCCAAUAUAAUAAGUUCGUGAAUUUAUUUCAGAGUAUAAUUGUUAGUAUAUGCCCAACUUUUCGCUAGAAUUAAUGUUUGGCGAAUUGUUUCAAGCAUAUUCCUUGUUUGCCGAGUGUCGAUUUAUUUUUAACUGUCGAAAGUGCCCUUAGUGGUCUUAAAGUUUAAUGCUUUGAUUUGACGUUGGUUAUUGUGGUAUUUUUUGCGCGGAAAGUUGGACUGAGUGUGAUAUAAAAAGAUCGAAUGAUUGUAGUCAGCAGAUUUUUAUGUGUUUCAAAUGGAAUCGGUACGUUUUCGCAUUUGCACUGUUUAGAAACCACCAUAUGUCUGUUUCUUGUACAAAAAUAUAAUAAACAUACCUGAAGGUAAA
This is a messenger RNA of Daphnia magna, 2817 nucleotides long. Its product is annotated as ubiquitin carboxyl-terminal hydrolase 10. Lineage: Eukaryota; Metazoa; Arthropoda; Branchiopoda; Diplostraca; Daphniidae. Gene Ontology annotation, molecular function: cysteine-type endopeptidase activity; cysteine-type deubiquitinase activity. The record is from RefSeq and is a predicted model, not a curated record. Gene Ontology annotation, cellular component: nucleus; cytosol. Gene Ontology annotation, biological process: protein deubiquitination; DNA damage response, signal transduction by p53 class mediator; regulation of autophagy. The transcript has 8 exons. Bases 172 to 2442 code for a protein of 756 amino acids.